Molecule: messenger RNA, 1376 nt
Organism: Juglans regia (Persian walnut)
Lineage: Eukaryota; Viridiplantae; Streptophyta; Magnoliopsida; Fagales; Juglandaceae
Product: lon protease 2-like
Exons: 2
Coding region: 102-947 (281 amino acids)
Source: RefSeq, a predicted model, not a curated record
GAGAAUGAAAUGAAGUAUCGAGUGUAUUCCCUCAAAACAGGCAUAUAUGGCAACCUGACCUCAAGUUUCUCUUGAAACAAUCACGGCAGACGCCCAAGGAAAUGGCUCUUCUUCAGCUCAUUCCUUCCUCCUCUUCGUCUCUCUCUACCAAACCCACUUUAAACCCUAAUAACAUUCCCUCUCCCUUAAACCCAAACUCUUUGUUAUUUUCAAGGAGAACUAAUUCCCUCCGCAGACACCGAAGCAACUCUCUCCGGUGUUCCGCCUCCUCUUUCUCCGAGAAGCACCAUUCGAAUCCUCCCAAGUCCAACGACGUCGUAGAGCUCCCCCUCUUCCCCCUACCGCUCGUGUUGUUUCCUGGCGCGAUUCUCCCCCUACAGAUCUUCGAGUUCCGGUAUCGGAUGAUGAUGCACACUCUCCUCCAGACCGAUCUUCGCUUCGGCGUCAUAUACUCCGACGCUGUUUCGGGCACCUCCGACGUCGGAUGCGUCGGAGAAGUGGUCAAGCACGAGCGCCUCGUUGAUGACCGGUUCUUCCUCAUCUGCAAAGGACAGGAGCGGUUCAGAGUGACCAACCUCGUCCGCACCAAGCCGUACCUCGUCGCCGAGGUGACGUGGCUGGAGGACCGGCCGUCCGGAGACGGGGAAGAGGAUCUAGAGGCGCUGGCGAACGAGGUCGAGGCGCACAUGAAGGACGUGAUUAGGCUUUCGAACCGGCUUGGCGGGAAGCCGGAGAAGGAGGCGCAAGACCUUCGGCGGAACCUGUUUCCGACCCCGUUUUCGUUCUUCGUCGGGAGCACCUUCGAGGGCGCCCCAAGGGAGCAGCAGGCCUUGCUUGAGUUGGAGGACACCGCGGCGAGGUUGAAGAGGGAGAAGGAGACAUUGAGGAACACGCUCAAUUACUUGACGGCGGCUUCUGCGGUUAAGGAUGUAUUUCCUUCUUCGUAAUCGGAGUUCAGAUUGUGGGAUCUUGAUGAUUUAUGGUUGACAACGGUUUUCAUAGUUGUUUGGUUCUGGCAAACUAAAAGCUCCAACGAACCCUUCAUGGUGCAUCCUAAUGGUCAAAAGGCAGGUUUGGAAUGAGUUACUGUUUCAGACAUCUUGGGUUUAAUUAUGUACCAAGAGUUUCUUGGAUUAUCUGAUACACAAUUCUGACGGUUGUGGUUGGAUGAAAUUUACUUCCCAGACAUGAGUCCGAAGGGCCUACCUUAGAGGCUCCACCUCAUAAUAAAAGUUCCAAUGUUGUUUUUCGUUUGUACAUCCCAUCGUCCUUAAGUAUUAUAACAAUAAUGAGCAUUGAUGUUUUUCAAUGUUUACGUUUGACAAUAACUUAUUUAAAGCAGUUAUGGUUAUCAAGAAUCUUAUUUUUAUAGUGCC